AAGUGGGACGGUUUCCAAGCAAGGAUACGCAGUUCAACACCAUGCAAGUGAUUUAAUUUUAGAUAACGUGCACGUCCUCUUUUGCUAAUUAUUUCAUAAAGGGUAACGCGAGUACACGCUGCGCAUUGCGGUUGACAUAAUAAUGAAAAGGGCAAAUUUUAAAUGCGUACAAUGUAAGAAUUUAACGUUUGAUGUGAUGCGUGUCACUUUUCAAAUUAUAAUCUUAAUACCAAAUUAGAAAACGGUAUCGCAAUAUAGCGAUACGAAGAUCUAUUCGUACCUGCAUUCGGGCAUUGGAUAUUGCUGCAGCUUGUUGAUUCAUAUCUCUUACAGAAAUGAGAAUAUAGAAAGACGAUGCGGUCGCUGGCUUGGACGUCCGGCGAACCUUUGGCUUAAUUGUAGCGUUUAAUCGCGACGGGCGGGUCCCUCGAUUAAUUAUUUAAACCCCCUUAGGCUAAGGUUGAAUUAAUGGAUGUGGCUCCGCAAUGCUACCGCGUUAUCGAUAAUUCUGCAAUUCUGUGAGACCCCUAUUAGACCGUCGGGUGCCAGGAACACGUGCCGAAUAUAGAUAUAACUCGUUUGUACAUCUCAUGUUUACGAUUGCGCUAUUAUUGCCGUUGCUAUUGACGGCUUGUUUUCUCGGCAAACCUUUCGGAGAAACGGAUAACACAGGAUUAAAUUAAUCGAAGUUCGACAGAUUUUCUGAAAAUGUUUCUCUUAAAUCGUCUUCAACUGGGACGAUAACAUGGUUUACUUUUACGAUUUUUUUCUGUAAUCUUUUUGAAUACACCAUGAUUUAAAAAUAGCGGAUAUGGUUAUUUUUCGCGUCAACUUUUCCUUUGCUAAUGGGAUUGCAUCAAGACGAUACCGACCCUUCGAAUAGUCGAUUUGACAUUUUCCAAUUUCGACUCCCGUCAAAGUAUAUAAAAGGUAAUAACCAAAAAUGUUCACGAUUUUCAGGGCAGUUUGGAAAAGGUGACGACCGGGCGCAAAAUAUCACGACAUUACAGAACAGUGACAUCCGCGCGUGUCCUAGAUACUUCAAUUAUUUGCUCUUUGCAUAGUAAAAAACAGGUCAGCUUUAUAAUUAUAAAUUGCGGAGCGGGACAAUAUUUUUGUCAACAGUAAUGGAUUUAUAUCUGAUUCAUAAUUCUUAAAAAAAAAAAUCAUGCGCGCGUUACUGUACGAACAUUACGAGGAAUAUCCGGUGAUCAAGAGACAAAGCACUAUCAUGAUUUCCUCGCGGUGUCGGGGACGCAGCGAUUCGAAGCAAGUCGAACUGAGCUGAGCGAGCCAAUCGUUCUCCUUCCAUUUGCAAAUUAAACGGUCACGUUCUUGAUUUCAAUUCUACAGAAGGCGAUUCCCCUGAGUUUCCAAUGUAACUUGUCUUAAACUCGGGCGACCAGACGUUUAAUCUUAAUCGAUCUACCGCCUUAUCGCGCGGCCGAUGUAUAUCAACAUUUUUCCAUUUCCACCGCUGACAUCUCCAUCGACCUUCCCACCACCUUCGCCUCUAUCUCGUUCAUCCCUGCCGUCCUUCCUCCUUUUAUUCGCGCGUUCUUUUUCUAUUCUACCAUUCUUACCCGUUAUUCCGGCCGUCGAUUUCUUUCCGAUCCUUCUCGCCCCCGUUUUUCCGUUUUACCGCUUUCCCCACAGCCUCGGCUCUGCUACGAUUUCUUACAGAUUCCGCAACUACUCCCGCUCGAAAGCGCGGGCCUCCCCUUUAGCCGCCUCGAAGUCUUAUCUUAAUGGGUUGCCUUGGCAAUCGAAAGUUUAGUUAUUAUCGCGGCCGUUGUCGCCCCGCUUCGCGAACUGUACGCUGGAUCGCGCGGAAGCAUUUUAGGUGGGUAGAUAGAGAGACCGUGGAAAUUACCGGUUUGACACGUACGCAUGACUAUUACGGGCGAAGACAAACUCGGUCUUUUACGGCGAGAACUUACAGUCGCACGAUCGUCAGCAACUCGGAUCACUUGAAAUGAGAAAAACGUUAGCAAGAUCAUUCCAAUUCUUUUUAUUUUGUGUGAUUCGAGAAGUAAACUACGAACUUUCAGUAGAUUGUAACUUUGAAUUGAUUGCGUCGUUGUAAUUAUCAGUUUUCGCGUUUACUUCGAGGGACACGCCUUUAUCAGGGACAGCGUUUCAAGUUUCAAUGAUCUUUCCAUCGUUCACAUAUCGUUAAUGAGACCAGACCGUACACAAUUAUAAUCGCUUCUCUCGCGAAUGUGCCACUCCUUCAGUAUUUAGUCUCCAAACAGGCAGUAAUGAAAUGUUCCCAGUGUUACCGCAACGAGAAUAUACCGUAGAUCUGCUGGUACUAACGUCGACUCAUUAAGAACGUCUCAUUACUGGCGGUAACCGGGUCAAUUACUCAUAAGUUCACUCUUAACGUUCAAGACGUCCUAUGUGACCCUAUGCGAUUCUCAUGGUAUGCAUUAUACAUUUAAUUGCUAUUUUGUUUGACGUAUUUCUGGAAAAAAUUCAUAAAAUUGUGGCCGAAAUGCAAUUUUGAAGCUAUUUCCUCUAUUAAUAAGUUCUGUUAUCUUUCUUUUGAUAAACGAAGAUCGCGUGCGUGUUUCGCAUAAAACUGUCUUCAUUAUGAAAUGACAAAGUUUUAGGUUACUAUAUUUAAAAAAAGAACAAUGCGGAAGUUAGAGUUAUCAAAAGAGGUAAAACAUGAGUAAGAAACGUGCAAUAAAUAUUGCGCUUGUUGGUCGCCACUACGGAAAAAUUGAUAUCGAACGAGUGGGUUUCUUCAGCGAUCCACCACCGGGUCCCUUUGACGUUUAUCGAAAACCCGUAAAAUUUCGUGAAGAUGUUGCCAAAGGGCGCCAGAUUCUCGGUGCACCUCCUAAUCAAUUAUUCGAAAAGAAGUAUGAGCGAAUUUUUGAAGGCGAGGCACUCACGGAGCCGUGGCGCGACGAGGCGAAGCAACGGAUAAAAGAUGAGAAGAGGAAGAUUGGCGGUCGCAUGUUACCGACAUCUCCAUCGAAGAAGCACUCGACGCCCGGAGACUGGUAUGGAUGCUUCGCUAAAUCUUCUUACUUCAGUCCGCAGUUGAAAGUGGAAGCGAGAAAAAAGACGCCGGUUCCACCUAAUAUGAAGAUCAAGCCCAAUCCGCUUGGUGGCCCAGGAUACGCGGAUAUUUGCUUGAGUCCUUAUCCAUCGUACUCUCACGAGCCUUACGAUCGCGUCGGAAGAGUAGUUGGUAAAAAAGUGGUGUCUGAAGGCCGAUUCUUGACGACUAGUGCGCCGUUGGAUUAUUUCCCCCCCAAUCCUUACGGGGAUGAGGAACCAGGGCCCACUUAUGUCCGUCCGGUCGAGAUUGCGAGGAAGACACUCGGUACGGCGCGAUUCUACAUCCCUUUCCCCAAGAAACCCGGCGGAAGUCACGAUGGUUGCUUCAGCAAGUUUCCAGAGUACACGGGCGAUCCUUAUGUUAAGGCUAAGGGUAGAGCUGCCGCUCAGCCCAAGUUUAUAAGCGGCGGGCCAUUUCUACGGUCGAAAUAUACGAACAGUAUUAUCGCGCAGAUAACGAAAAUAUCGUGCAACGCUCGCAAUUAUUCGGAAUAUCGGGAACGAGCGUAUCCUACGCACUGAGAAAAUCUUUUUUAAUUGUACGGAAAUUGAAUUCUUUCAAACUUCUUUUUUUUUCACUAUUAGGAAAAAAUCUUCUUCCGUAAUUAUCAGUCGUACGGAAGUUAAUUAAAAAUAACUAGAUUUGAUAUUACUCUCUUUAUCUUUU
Temnothorax curvispinosus is the source of this 3742-nucleotide messenger RNA. RefSeq names its product UPF0602 protein C4orf47 homolog. Lineage: Eukaryota; Metazoa; Arthropoda; Insecta; Hymenoptera; Formicidae. The transcript is spliced from 4 exons. The coding region runs from base 2674 to 3597 and encodes 307 amino acids. The record is from RefSeq and is a predicted model, not a curated record. Gene Ontology annotation, cellular component: centrosome.